Messenger RNA from Solanum tuberosum (potato), 1932 nucleotides. RefSeq lists its product as uncharacterized. The transcript has 3 exons. Gene Ontology annotation, molecular function: nucleic acid binding; RNA-DNA hybrid ribonuclease activity. The record is from RefSeq and is a predicted model, not a curated record. Bases 1 to 1932 code for a protein of 643 amino acids. NCBI's taxonomy places the organism in Eukaryota, Viridiplantae, Streptophyta, Magnoliopsida, Solanales, Solanaceae.
AUGAAGAAAUAUUCUCCUUUCCACUGGGACCAAUCAUGUCGAAAUGCCUUUGAAAGCAUCAAGAGAUACUUGAUGAAUUCGCCUGUAUUAGGGGCACCAACUCUUGGAAAGCCAUUGAUACUGUACAUUACAUCGCAAGAGCGAUCACUUGGGGCACUUCUUACUCAAGAGAAUGAAGCUAAGAAAGAACAAGCAUUGUACUAUCUAAGUCGUACCUUGAUAGGAGCUGAGUUGAAUUAUACGUCCAUUGAGAAGCUGUGCUUAGCAUUGCUUUAUGCGAUAAGAAAAUUGAGGCAUUAUUUUGAAGCGUACACUAUCAAGCUAAUUUCUCGGGCUGAUCCCGUGAAGUUCGUAAUGACUCGACCAGUUCUCUCAAGACGUCUAGCAAGAUGGUUUAUAUUGUUUAAUCAAUAUGAGAUCAUUUAUACACCUCAAAAGGCUGUGAAGGGGAAAACACUUGCUAAUUUCCUUGUUGAUCACCCUCUUCCGGGAAAAUGGGAAACUUCAGAUGAGUUCCCUGAUGAAGAUGCAUUUUUUACUGAAGAGAUGCCAGCAUGGACAAUGUUUUUUGAUGGAUCUGCACGUCGAGAUGGUACAGGGGUGGGAGUCUUUUUGAUAUAUCCAGAACGACUAAUCUUACCAUUUUCAUUUGUUCUAGGUGAAACCUGUUCCAAUAAUGCCGCAGAGUACCAAGCUUUGAUUGUGGGCCUUGAAAUGACAUCAGAUAUGAAGAUUCCUCAAUUGGAUGUCUAUGGUGACUCUCAAUUGAUCAUCAAUCAACUCUCGGGGAGUUACGAGAUGCUUUGGCUAACUUGGCUACAACAAUGGCACUCGGAGAAGAUGAGACAAAAAAAGGUGUGUGUAUGUCAUCGAUGGGUUAUUCCUGGUUGUCUUGAUCUUCAAAUCGAUGAAAGCCAUUAUAUAUCUGUUCGAGUGGUUGAAGAAGAAGAUUGGAGAAAACCACUGAGUAAGUAUCUUGAACAUGGAAGACUGCCUGAUGACCCACGAGUAAGAGCAGACGUUAAGAGAAGAGCACCAUGGUUCAUCUUUCACGAUGGGAUACUGUUUCGUCGUUAUUAUGAGGGACUAUUCUUGCGGUGUCUUGACAAAGAAGAAGCUCAACAAACAAUGGAGGAGGCACAUUCUGGCACAUGUGGAGCACACCAAUCAGGGCCUAAACUUCAUUUUCGCAUCAAGAGGAUGGGCUACUAUUGGCCAACAAUGGUGAUGGACUUCUUAGAGCAUGCCAAAAUGUGUCAAGCGUGUCAAUUCCAUGCUAAUUACAUCCAUAAAUCACCAGAGGCUCUGUAUCCAACUGUAGCCUCAUGGACCUUCGAUGCAUGGGGACUUGAUGUUGUUGGACCUCUUCCAAAGUCAUCAAAAGGACAAAUGUAUAUCUUGGUUGCCAUCGACUCAUUCUCUAGAUGGGCUGAAGUUGUACCAUUAAAAGAGCAUGAGAGAAUUGGUGAAGCUUUAUGGGCAUAUCAUACAACCUUUAGAUCAGCUACGCAAGAGACUCCGUUUUCAUUGGUGUAUGGCGUAGAAGCAGUCCUUCCAUUGGAGAAGCAAAUUCCAUCAUUGCGAAUAGCAAUCCAAGAAGGACUUACAACUGAAAGUAACGCUCAACUUCGUCUAGCAGAGUUGGAGGCAUUGGAUGAAAAGAGAUUGGAUGAACAACAAAGGUUGGAGUGUUAUCAAGCUCGACUUCCAAGAGCAUUCAACAAAAAGGUGCGACCUCGAUCAUUUCAAGUGGGAGACUUGGUCUUAGCAGCCCGGAGACCCAUAAUCCUCAACAAACGCAUUGGUGACAAAUUUACAUCGAAAUGGGACGGGUCGUAUGUUGUGAAGGAAACAUAUUCAAGUGGCGCUUAUAAAAUUAUAGACCAAGAUGGUGUAAUAGUUGGUCCAAUCAACGCCAAGUUUCUGAAGUAA